Messenger RNA from Cuscuta campestris, 958 nucleotides. Lineage: Eukaryota; Viridiplantae; Streptophyta; Magnoliopsida; Solanales; Convolvulaceae. The record is from the annotation of a GenBank genome assembly.
CAUGUACACUGCCACAUUACCACAAUGCAAAGUCACAUUACCACAAUGCAAAGUCCUAUUCCAGGGAAAAAAAACAUGAAAGUCCUAUUUUGGUACUUUUCUCUAUGUUUUAGUCCUAUUUAGGAUGAUUUCUAAAAGUGAAUAAAGUUUGACCCUGUGAAUAGUAAACAUGCAUUAUAAUUUGGGACAGAAGGAGUAUAUCCGAAACUUGGAGAAAACACAUUCUAUACAUGGAGACAAAGGUAGUUUGGCCGGCGGGAGCGGAGAAACCGGUCGCUCCUCCGCAAGCCACCGUUCUUAAACCAGAAGAACCACCUCUCGCCUCCGCCGCCCUCCCAACGCCCUCCCAACCAUUGUCCCCCAGAAAUCAGAGAAUCUUGAUCAUCCAAUGACCACCGCCCGAAAGGGAUCUCUCAAUAGAGAUAUUGCUCUAUCAAAGAUUGAGGAUGAAAAAAGAACAUCCUUUAUAAAGGCAUGGGUAGACGGUGAAAAGAGCAAAAUUGAGAACAAAACGCAGAAGAAUCUGGCUGAAGUAUUGUCUUGGGAGAACACUAAAAGGGCAAGCAUAGAAGCAAAAUUGAAGAAGAUAGAGGAAGAAAUAGAAAGGAAAAAGGCGGAAUACGAUGAGAAGAUGAAGAACAAGGUUGCUUUGGUUCACAAGGAAGCGGAGGAGAAGAAGAGUUUAGUUCUUUGUAAACGAAGCGAAGAACUUCUCCAAGUCGAAGAGAUGGGUGCCAAGUUCCGGGUAAGCAGGCAUGUCCCCAAGAAGGCUCUCUUAAGAUGCUUCGGGUGACAUGUCCGGCCGCGCCCCUACUCGCUCAAAUGUGGGGUUUGACACGGUUUAGAACCAAAAUCGGGACCAGAACUUGCAAUAUUCUAAAAUUGCACCUAAAAUGGAUUGCGAGUAUUUGACAAGUCAAAGAAUUACAGUGAGAACUAAAAAAUGAGGUUGUUGUUU